This is a messenger RNA of Carassius carassius (crucian carp), 1868 nucleotides long. RefSeq names its product cytochrome P450 2J2. Gene Ontology annotation, molecular function: heme binding; oxidoreductase activity, acting on paired donors, with incorporation or reduction of molecular oxygen, reduced flavin or flavoprotein as one donor, and incorporation of one atom of oxygen; iron ion binding. Bases 272 to 1780 code for a protein of 502 amino acids. Gene Ontology annotation, cellular component: cytoplasm; intracellular membrane-bounded organelle. Lineage: Eukaryota; Metazoa; Chordata; Actinopteri; Cypriniformes; Cyprinidae. Gene Ontology annotation, biological process: xenobiotic metabolic process. The record is from RefSeq and is a predicted model, not a curated record. The transcript has 9 exons.
CAAAGAUGAAAAUCGGUUGUUACAUAAGGAAGAUUGAUUCGGUGUACAAAAAUAUGAGCGCUUUGACUGGACGAUUGGUUUACCUUUUAAAAAAAUCAUUCAGGAACACCGAUUAGUUCACGAGCAGCUCUCUUUCGCAUAUCCAAAUGUUUAUUGCAGGUUAUUGCACGUUGUAGAAAACAGAAGUGAACCAGGAAGUAAACAAAUCAAAGCCAAAUUUUUCGCGUAGGCUCGUUUCUCAGUGCAGAAUAAAGGGGGUAAGCGCUUGAAAAUGGUCUUGGAGAACAUGUUGUUGUCUUUAGCCUCAGUGCAGUGGACAGAUGUAGGGACAGUGUUACUGAUGUUUGUCAUCUUUCUGCUGAUCUCAUACCAUCUGAGAAACAGAAAGCCUAGAAAUUAUCCCCCUGGACCCACACCUCUCCCCUUUAUUGGGAAUGUUUUCAACCUGGAUGCUAAACAACCACAUAUUCAUUUAACUAAGAUGUCAGACCGUUAUGGCAACAUUUUCAGCUUGCGUCUGGGAAGCUUAAACACUGUUGUUGUGAAUACCUACAGCAUGGUCAAGAAAGCUCUUAUUGAUCAUGCAAACAUUUUCACAGGCCGCCCAACCAAUGAUGUGCUCAAAAGAAUAAUAAAAUGCCAAGGUGUAACCUUCAAUAAUGGCUACAGCUGGAAGCAACAGAGGCGGUUCACUCUUAGUACUCUUAAAUACUUUGGAGUGGGAAAGAGGAGCCUGGAAGUCAUCAUCAUGGAAGAGUACAGAUUCCUUCACCAGACCAUCAUGGAAACCAAUGGGCUGCCAUUCGACCCUCAUUACUUUAUUAACAAUGCUGUCUCCAACAUCAUCUGCUCCAUGGUAUUUGGGAGGAGGUUUGAGUACACUGACCAAAGGUUUCUGAACAUGCUCAGUCUGAUGUCUAAAGCCCUUAAACUACAAACUUCUGUGUGGAUACAGCUUUACAGUGUUUUCCCUUAUGUUAUGGACCUCCUCCCAGGACCUCAUAAAGACCUGUUUUCCUGCUUCCAUCAAGUUUGUGCUUUUAUUAAGGAAGAGGUGGACAAGCAUUGUGCAGACUGGGACCCUUCCUCACCCAGAGAUUUUAUAGACUGCUAUCUCACUGAGAUCCAGAGGAGGAAAGAUGAUCUGGAAGCGGGAUUUCAUGAAGAGGGUCUGCAGUACGCUGUACUUGAUUUGUUUGUGGCAGGAACUGAGACCACAUCUACCACUCUACUGUGGGCCUUUGUAUACAUGAUGAAAUACCCAGAAAUCCAAGAAAAGGUUCAACAAGAAAUAGACAAAGUAGUUGGACGGUCGCGUCGACCCAACAUAGAUGACAGACCCAGCAUGCCGUACACUGAUGCGGUUAUCCAUGAGGUCCAGAGAAUGGGCAACGUUGUGCCCCUUAGUGUGCCAAGAAUGACCAAUGAAGACACAAUAUUGGAAGGAUAUUAUAUUCCAAAGGGUACACAGAUCAUUCCUAACCUGACCUCAGUGCUCUUUGACCAGACCAAGUGGAAAUCUCCAAAUUCAUUUGAACCACAGAAUUUUCUUAAUGAUCAAAGUGAAUUUGAAAAACCUGAAGCCUUUAUUCCUUUCUCGGCAGGAAAACGAUCUUGUCCAGGAGAAUCGCUUGCCCGUAUGGAGCUCUUUCUCUUCUUCACAUCCUUUCUACAAUCCUUCACUCUUUCUCCUCCAGGGGGAAAGCAAACAAGCUUGGACUUCAAAUUUGGAAUGACACUCUCCCCAAAGCCAUUUAAAAUAACUUUCACUCCUCGUUGAUUGUUUAUACAUUUUACAUCAGUGCACAAUAUUUACAAGUGGAAUUGUGCUGUUGCUGCAAAAUGAUCUAUAACCAUGUAAAACUGCA